GUACUAUUCUCAAGGAAUAGGCGACCUAGAAAAGCCGCCUGCUGGCGCGUAGUUGGCGUGCACUGACGGACAGCUGGCGACGGUGCGACGUUGUUUUCCGGGAACCACGAGGAGAGGCGGAGGGGAGCAGCAGCUCGUCGGUGAUGACGACGCGGAAUUUCACGGAGUGUCAGCUGUGCGGUGCGCCAAGCGACUAAGAGAGGUCCAGGUCUCUCUCUCUCUCUCUCUCUCUCUCGACACGGAUGUUGCGUCUCGUCGACGUGCGUUUUACGACGUGUUCGUGUCGGAGGACCUAGUGCUACCUGUGCAGAAGUCUGCUUCUAAUUGCGUCGAGCGAACAAUGGCGCUGGGGAGUCCGCCUCGUUGAGACGCCCGGAGCGACAGGAUCGACAGGGUGAGAGGGGAGGGGAUGUUUUGUUUGUCUUCUCGGACCUAACCUGCUUCACGGACGCGCCUCCUCGUCGGCCGAUAACGUCGGUGUGUGCGCACGCACGCGCGCGCGCGCGCGCGCUCGAUUAGUCCGAUACACGCGUUCUCUCGACCGGGCGGGCGACUAUCGUCGCGUGAUGACUUCAUCGCUCCGCUCAGCCACUUCCUGGUCUCUUUGUCAGUGUUCCUCUCGCCGCAACGACGACCGCCAGAGACGAGCGUGAUUCGCGUGCACCCUGUGCAGGCUGUUGUGCGACGUCGACGACUGGGCCGGCCCGGGAACGAGCAGCAGGAGGACCCAAAGCUCGAAGCUCGCUCGACUGCGGGUGAUCGCGUCCUCCAUCGGGACGGUGGCGGCCACGAAGAUGCUUCAGAGACGCAACCGCGGUAGAAGACGUGCCCUCAUUGUGACGUACCCCGGUAGCGCGCAACAUGAACUCGCUGCUGAAGACCGUCAACUCCAUCGCGCUCAACAAGAAGAGGAACCUCCUCGUCAGGGACUCGCUGCAGAAGCAACUCAACACCAACGUUAUGGAGAUGCAGAGCGCGCCUGGGGCGGCCGACGACGGUGUCGUGGGCAACUGCGACGAGAGCAUGAGCUUGUGCUCCGUGUUGGAGGCCAUCUUCCUGCACGGCUUGAAGGACAGCCUGCUGAACCGCGUGACCGAGGCCUUGAGCGGGCCCGACUUCGACGCCAUGCCGCAGCCGAGCUUCUGGGGUCCGCUGCUGGUGUUCUCGCAUCGCCAGAUCAUAGACCAGAUACAGACCUUGAGCCAGGUGACUACAGAAGUCGGCUACUGCCGCGCCUGGAUACGAAUGGCUCUCAACGAGGGCCUGUUAGCUAGCUACUUUUGCGCCAUCAAGCGCGACAAUUCGGCCUUGAAGCCCUAUUACAAUCGUUCGGCUUACAUCAGGGACACGGACUACGUUGAGGUGGCGCAAAGGUUGAUAGAGAACUUGGACUACGUGCGCUUCGAGCUGGUCUGCAACAGCAGCCUCUUGAACUUCUGGUCUACCACGCCGCUGCUGAUCGCCGGCAUCUGGUCGCCGCCGAUGAAAUCUUGCCCCGUGUUCAGCGCGGUGGACAUUGCCAAGACCAUCACCACUGACCUGACCGACAACGAAAACCUAGACGAGAUAGAGACCGCCAGCUCUAUCGGUAGUCUGGGCUCAUUUACAUCGUCGCAGUCGAUGUUCAACAACAUAGCGUCCAUCACGGAGGACCAGGCUCUGAAGAUCAUCUUGGCCAAUGAGCAGUCGGACAAUGUACUCGGGGAGCUGCACGGCAACCCUGCGGAUGCCAGUAAGCCGGACGAGGCUAAUUCAGCGGACACGAUAGAGAAGCUGGAAGAGUCGAGACGACAGACCAGGCAGACCAGGCAACAGCUGACGAACGGCAGUGCGGAUGAGAAGAACGCAGAGCCGACGAGUGCCGUUGUUGUCGCUGCUGCUGAUGCGGAGGACUCGCAGGACGUUCCGCGGGAGAAUGAGGACGUGGAGGUGAACGACGCGGCCGGGAUUACCGUAGGCAAUUCGUUGAUAGGAAGAUUAGGAUGGUCCACUUCGUUCGAGGAGUGCCAAUCUUCUUUAACUUCAUCUGUGAUAUCUCACGGCUCAGGCGCGGCAACGGACGCGGCGCCUUGUUCGCCCGGCGACGGUUCCACGUAUGACGCGCUCAUCCAGAGCUACCACACUGGCGGAAACAGCACGGUGCCGAAUCUGCAGGAAUUCCUCAAGAAAUAUCCAAAGAAGGAGACCAUCGACGGCGAGGCCAAGGCCCAGGCUGAGUCGAAGGUUGUCAUCAAUCUCGAGGAGCAGUUGGGCAGACUGCCGCGGGAGAAGGGCUUGGACGUGCAGAAUUACAGUUGUCUCGACUGCGGCGAGGCGAUCGGCAUGACCUUCUCCAAGGCGCACAUAUGCUCGUACUCGGGUGAUUACUAUUGCUCCAAGUGCAUGGCGGAUGGACAGUACCUCGUGCCGUCGCGCAUGAUCCACAACUGGGAUCUGAAGUAUUAUCCGAUUUGCCAGAAGGCGGUCGCCUACCUGCAGGGCCAGCCGGCUCUGUUGGACAUGAAGAUCCUGAACCCGAGGAUCUACAAAGCCGUGGACGCGAUGGCUCGGUUGCAGUCGCUGCGGAUACAGCUGAAUCUGCUGAGAGCGUACUUGUUCACGUGCCGUGAGCCCAUCAUCGAGUCCCUGCAGAAGAAGGUCGCGCCAAGGGACUACCUGUACGAACACGUUCAUCAAUAUUCCGUUUCAGACUUCCUCGACAUACCCAACGGGAUUCUCGCGCAGCAGCUCCAGAAGGUCGUUGAGUUCGCGAGGGGUCAUGUGAUAAAUUGCUGGCUCUGCAGUCAGAAAGGUUUUAUAUGCGAGGUGUGCAACAAUCCAAAGGUUAUCUAUCCGUUUGACAUGGAGUCCACAUUCCGGUGUGGGGCGUGCAACGCCGUGUUCCACGCGGACUGCUUGAACGCCAGUAAACCGUGUCCAAAGUGCGAGCGCAGACGCAAACGGAUGGACUUACCGCUCUUAGACAUGGGCUGUACGGACCUGCCGAACAGCAGCAUGUCGUCGUCCCCGGUCGACACGAAUUGAUGGGAAUCAAUGUUAACGCUUCACGCCAACAUCGACACGUUCGACGACUCCUCUUCAUUCUUUCCCUUCUUUUCCUAACAA
Harpegnathos saltator (Jerdon's jumping ant) is the source of this 3105-nucleotide messenger RNA. It is a transcript of the gene Plekhm1, whose product is annotated as Pleckstrin homology and RUN domain containing M1. Lineage: Eukaryota; Metazoa; Arthropoda; Insecta; Hymenoptera; Formicidae. The transcript is spliced from 4 exons. The coding region runs from base 862 to 3024 and encodes 720 amino acids. The record is from RefSeq and is a predicted model, not a curated record.